This is a messenger RNA of Musa acuminata AAA Group (dessert banana), 1084 nucleotides long. Its product is annotated as SNF1-related protein kinase regulatory subunit beta-1-like. The record is from RefSeq and is a predicted model, not a curated record. Lineage: Eukaryota; Viridiplantae; Streptophyta; Magnoliopsida; Zingiberales; Musaceae. Gene Ontology annotation, molecular function: protein binding. Bases 125 to 970 code for a protein of 281 amino acids. The transcript is spliced from 4 exons.
GUCGAAUCUCCGCGACACCAUCACCACCGCCUCCUCUCGGAAACCACUUCCCGGCGGUCGUCGCAUCUGCAGUCGCCGGUAAAGAGAGACUCGGAUCCCAUUCAGGGGGGGAGUAAGGGAGGAGAUGGGGAACGUGAGCGGGAGGGAUGGGGUCGAGGACGGCGGCGACGAGGACGCCUCCGUUCGAUCGAGAUCCGACGCCGAUCCCGGCUCUACCCACGUCCGCCGCGUCCGAUCCGUCGAUUCCGUCGAGAGCUGGCCGCCGGAGAGCCCCGGCCGCUCCCGAUCCCCUCUCAUGUUCGCUCCCCAGGUUCCCGUACCACCCUUGCAUGGAGCUGCUGAUGCCCCUCCUGUAUUUAAUCAACUAUGGAUGAAUGAGCCUGAUCAACUCUCGGAUGGUCCCCUUGAAAAGGGAAUUCCAACACUGAUAACAUGGAACCGAGGGGGAAAUGUUGUCCUCGUAGAAGGAUCAUGGGACGACUGGACUUCAAGGAAGCAUUUGCAGAGGUCAGGCAAGGACCAUGCCAUUUUAAUGGUUCUCCCUUCGGGAGUAUACCGAUACAAGUUCAUCGUGGAUGGACAAUUAAAAUACAUUCCUGAUCUUCCUUUUGUUAGUGAUGAGACGGGGAACAUCACUAAUCUCCUUGAUGUCCAUGAUUAUGUUCCUGAAAAUGUGGAGAGCAUUUCUGAAUUUGAUUUGCCGCCCUCACCUGACUCCAGCUACAGUUGGUCGCUCACAGAUGAAGAUUUUGCCAAGGAACCGCCACUCGUUCCAUCCCAGCUGCACCUUACCGUUCUUGGGAUGCAGAACACUGAUGAAGAAGCGUCGCGGAAGCCCCAGCACGUGGUCCUCAACCAUCUUUUCAUAGAGAAAGGAUCCUCUUCCCAGUCGAUGGUGGCCCUUGGCCUGAGCCAUAGGUUCCAGUCCAAGUAUGUGACCGUCGUUCUUUACAAACCUGUGAGAAGGUGACGCAUUCCUCAGCUUCUUUGCACCGCCGAAACACGCUGCUGCUGCUACUAACAUGGGGUUGAUUUGUAUUCGGUAAUUGGCCAUCAAUUGCCACCAUAACCUCUCUCCGCUCAG